Molecule: messenger RNA, 822 nt
Organism: Ambispora gerdemannii
Lineage: Eukaryota; Fungi; Glomeromycota; Glomeromycetes; Archaeosporales; Ambisporaceae
Source: the annotation of a GenBank genome assembly
AUGAAAGAAAACGUAAAUUCCACAGUUAAAAAAAGUACAUCCUCUCUUAAUAUCACUAUACCAUUUCCCCCACAAAUCACUUUUUAUAAUCUAAUCGAAAAAGCAAUCACAAAGCUUAAUAUUUCCGGAAAGACAUCACGUGUGCCAAAUGAAUUUAUCGCUUAUAGAAUGUGUUUUUACAAAGCAUUGCAGGCUUCAAACCAUCCGUCAAUCACGCAACCUCAAUUAUCAGCCAUAGCAAAGGAAUUUUGGUUGAAAGAACCGGAAUAUGUUCGUACUGAAUAUAAGAAAAUAGCAUUAGAAGCGAGAAAUUACUAUAAACGAUUAGCUAUUGAACAGAAAUUAAAAGCACAUGAACAAAAAGACAAAUUAAAAGUUGCUCAGGAUAGUUCAUCUUCUAUAAUUAGCCUUAGUUCAAAAUCGUCGAAUUCGCCCGAAAUUGACAACUUAUCUUCAUCUCAUUCAACUCCAAAACCUGGAAAUGAACUUACGAUCAACGAAAUUGAUUUUUCUAGUUUUUCAAAUAGAAACACUACAUCAUUAUAUUCAAAUUAUUUUGACGUUUCGACAUUGCCUCAAACAUUACCCAUCAUUGAUUUCAAUACUCAAACUAAUAUACAACUUGCGGGAAUAUUACCAUCACAAUUUGAGUAUAACAAUACACCGUAUCCCAUAAUUGAUGAAAGUUCGAUUAAUUUAGUUAGUACUUCGUUUUUAUCAAACCAAUGUGAGGGAUGCAGAAAUCAAAUCGAACUUCUAACUCGACGUGUUGAGGAAUUAGAAAACAAAUUAACCAAACUUGCAAAAUCAGUAGAAAAUUGA